Messenger RNA from Colias croceus (clouded yellow), 3231 nucleotides. RefSeq lists its product as uncharacterized. The record is from RefSeq and is a predicted model, not a curated record. The transcript is spliced from 14 exons. Bases 316 to 2388 code for a protein of 690 amino acids. Gene Ontology annotation, molecular function: GTPase activity; calcium channel regulator activity; GTP binding. Gene Ontology annotation, cellular component: plasma membrane. Lineage: Eukaryota; Metazoa; Arthropoda; Insecta; Lepidoptera; Pieridae.
GCCGGGGACGAACGUGUAUCCGCGCGCGAAUCAUCCGAAUCGUCGUAACCGCACGUGUGCUAUGUAAGAGUCGUUUUUAAACGUUUCCUUUUUGCUAUAUAAGUGAGUGAAUUUUGGAGAGGUUCAGAAGAUGCGACAAGCGGGCGCGUGACCACGGACGGGCUGUUGAGCGCGCUGGCCCGACUGCGCCGCCCGCCGCCCCCCCUGCCGCCCCCCCUGCCGCACACACAUCCACGCAACGCGGAUGGGCGCACCCAAUCUCCCAAGAUCCAAUCAUCUCGGCCCUCCCCUGAACUUGCCGCAGGUGACGGUAGUAUGACGGUCGCCCGCGGCGAGGAGUCCCCCGAGCGGCUAGGCGGCGCCCUGCGGCGGCUGCACUACCGCGCCACGCGGCGGGCGCAUUCUGCAGCGGCGAGGCACCAUGCCACCACACCUAAGGUAGUCGUCAUGGGCAGCAGCACGACAUCAGAUAAAACCAUUAACACGAGCACCGACUCCGCAGCCACCGCCCUCACCUCCAUCACCGGCACAGAUGACUCCAUGGACGCGGAACCAGAACCCCCUGAACCCCCGCAGCCGAGCCUCAUCGACGACACACCAACCCCCCCGCAGAACCCGCCCAGCACUGCCCCGCCACACUACCACAGAGCACAAGACAGCUGCGAGUUCGAACCACCUGCCUAUACCAUCCCCCAAUCUGCAACCGACACGAUAGACUCCCCCCGCCCCGGGCCAGCCAGAUUCAUCUUCGACGUCCCCAUCCCCGAACCGCAUGCCAAAAAGGAAAAACCCAGAAAUAAAACGCACGUCAAUCAAAACCUCGGCCUCGGCGGGCCCUCCACGUCGAUGCAAUAUGAUAAAAUCGAACCACCUAAGAGUCCUAAAGUGAACCAGGCUAAAUAUGAAACUCAUUUUAAUUUCGAACCGGAAACGGUCAAGAGAAGAGGCAGUGAGCCGAGGACGAAGAAGUUGAAAGAGAAAGAGUAUUAUAAAGAUGAAGUGGCGAAGUUAAGGCGGCAACUGGAAGGCACUGAGGUUUUUACGACUACGAGGAGAAGAUCUUCCGCGCACCAACAUUCUGUGCCGCCGCCGUCGUCCAGGCGACAGUCUACUGCUCAAGUCCACGUGACAGCGAACCCUCUCGACUCCGCGGCGUCCAUGCCAGCGGGACGCACAACCAUCGUGGUCCAACAGCCCUCUCUAUCCCUGGACUACGGCGGCUGUUCCACCAUCCUCAUCCGGGAUGGAGAGGAUAGGCGUAACAGCCGCUGUGACCAUAUACAGCAGCUCUUGGACGUCACCAGCCAGUUCACUUCAGAGGAUCUACAUGAGUUUGAUAAGAGGUACGGCAGCCCACACCACUCCAGAUCCCAGUCAGUGAAAGCAGGCAGGUCCAGGACUGGCGAGAGGCAGCUGCUCGGCCUGCCGCAGCAGCGAGCCAGGGUCGCGUCCAUGCCCAACACGGGUGUGGAGGAGGAAUACUAUAGACUGCGGCAUUUUAGUAUUACUGGUAAAGGGGUAGUGAACCGCGGAGACUCUCUGCGAUCGCGUCGCUCCAGGUCCAACACGUCUGUCGCGUCCAGCGCGUCCAGCACCGAGGCUGUCACUAGAGCAUCUGCACCAUGUUCCUUGGCGUCUUCUAGGGAUUCUUCAGCGGGUCUCAGUUCCUACAGGGUGCUAGUGUUGGGCGGCCCUGGCGUGGGCAAGUCCAGCCUCGUGGGGCAGUUCAUGACGUCAGAGUACUUGCAUGCGUAUGACACUAGUAUAGAUGACGAGUCAGGCGAGAAAUCAGUAUGUGUGCUGCUGGCUGGAGAAGAGUCGGAAAUUACGUUCCUAGACUCACCCCCAGAUAAUAUUAUUUCAGAAGGCUGCGCGCACGGCUAUUGCGUUGUGUACUCUACAGCAGAUCGAAACAGCUUCGCGGAAGCGGAGAAACAGUUGCAGACGCUGUGGGCAGCGGGACAUACGGCACGACGGGCAGUUAUCCUUGUGGGGAAUAAAGCAGAUCUGGCGAGGUCGAGAGUUGUGCCCACUGAUGAGGGCAAAGCCCUAGCGACGUCCUACGAGUGCAAGUUCAUAGAAACCUCCGUGGGGAUCAACCACAACGUGGACGAGCUGCUGGUGGGGCUCCUCACGCAGAUCCGCCUGAAGCAGCAGCAUGCGGAGCGAGUGAGAAAACGCAGUACAUCCCGCAAGAACCGUUCCCGCGCCCGCUCACCGCUAGAGGAUGCGACGGCAUCCGCGCCCGCGCCCGCUCCCGCCUCUGCUUCGAGCACGCCCAGGAAACGCACGCGCCUGUCUGCUAGUGUUAAGGUGCGCGGUCUCCUCGGGCGCGUGUGGGCGCGCGACUCCAAGUCAAAGUCGUGCGAAAAUCUGCACGUGCUCUAGCACUCCAUCGCCGACUCCGUCGCAUGUUUCCCGUUCUUCGAUUGCGCGAUCACGUACUCGUAGGGAAACUGCCCCCUGUGUGACCCCUCCCGUAGCAUUUAUUUGGAAUUACUACUUUAUUUGUAAUAACUGUAUUAACUAUUUUUUUCAAGUACAAUUUCCAUUGUCCUGAACUUUGACCACUUUUUGUAAUAUAUUAUGCUAUAUAUCAUUGAUGUUCAUCUCGCUUCAACAACAUACAAUAAAAAAAAUCACAUUAUUAUUCUAUGUGAGCUGUCAAAAGUAAAAAGAUACAUUUGUGCGGGAAUUAAAAAAAAUAAACCCAAAACUAAUCUUUUUUUUUAUUUGUACGUUGUUGAAACGAGUCAUAAAUGUUUAUGAAAAUAUUGAAUUGUAUUGUAAGAUUGUUUACUCCUCAAUCAAUUCCCGAUAUAGAAUUGCUCAUUAUAAAUUUAUGAUGUCUAAAAAAGAUCUAAAAAUGACGUCCAUAUUACUAUCUACAGCGUCCACUUUGAUUUAUAGUUUAUUGUUUUUUAUUUUAUAAUUUUUGACUAUAUAAUUUAGACUAUGAAUAUACAUAUUUAAUAUUUAGAUAUUAUGGAGGAGUGUGUACACGCAGUCGUAAAUAGGGGGAAAGACGGGCCGGCGAGAAAAGUAUUUCAAAUCAUUGAAAAGGAAUGUUUAAUGUUUAUACAAUGUGAUUGAUGAAUUUUAAAUCAAAGAAAAUAUGUUAACAGUUUCAACGCCAUCUGUUGAUGAAAAAGUGAAACGUAUAUUUUGUGUUAUCUAUGGUAAAAAGGCGCCAAAAUUGCUAUUCCACUUUUGAAUUUUCUUUUUUUUUUA